AUGGUGCCGCCGCGGGCGCCCGACCCGGGGCAGCGGCUGCGGCCGCGCGGGGCCUCCCGUCUGGGCGGCAGGUGGGCGCCCCGCGGGUGGGCUCCGGGCGCGGCGGCGGGGCUCUGCCUCCGUGCCUGCCGGCCGCCCUGCCCGCUGCUGCGCCCGCUGCCCGGCGCGGACCAGACUGUCAGCGCCGCCCCAGAGCCGGGAUGCGGCGGCGGCGGCGGCGGCGGCAGGCGGGCGAGCGGGGGGGCGGGCCGGGGGCGGGCCGAGGAUGGGGUUACCUGGGCGGGCCCAGUGGGCCGGGACACCCCCCGGGGGCGGGCCGGAGCCGCGGCGGCAGUGGCCGCCCAAGCCCGCGGGACUGGGCUUCUCCGGGGGCCUCCCCGGCCGGGCGCUUCGGAGGACUGGGGGCCGGAGCGCGCUCCGGGCACGCUCGGCUGCGCGCCGCCUGGCCUGACCCGGCGAGAGGCGCGGCGACCCAGCUGCCCGGUCCCCGCCCGGGCCCUGGGGACAGGCGGGCACAGCUCCCCCAGCCCGCCGCUGUGGGCACUGCAGCGCCGCCCGGGCCGCCCCCCUCACCCCCCUCACCCCCCUCCGGCGUCUCGGAGCCCAGACCCCGGCCCGACCGUGGCGGACGGACUGAGCGCGGCUCCCGCUCGCGCGCUCUCAGUCGCUUGCACUCCGGACGCCCCGGGCCGCGCACCCUGGAGCUCGGUGCCACCCGGCCGCCCCCCGCCAGGCCCCUCCCUGCCUCCCGGCUGGCGCGUCCUCAGGCCCAGCCCCUCCCUGGCGCUCACCUCCCUCCGGCCUUCCGGGAGCUGGACGGGGCCUCCCCAGCUUCGGGCAGCUAGGGACAGCGGCGCGAGCCUGCGGGAAUCCGAAGCCUUGCUUCUGGCCAGCCGCAGGAUCUGGGCGCGCCCUAGGCAGCAGAGUCUGGACCAAGCCCCUACCUCACCGAGCCUCCGUUUUCUCAUCUGA
Messenger RNA from Choloepus didactylus (southern two-toed sloth), 972 nucleotides. RefSeq names its product basic proline-rich protein-like. The record is from RefSeq and is a predicted model, not a curated record. NCBI's taxonomy places the organism in Eukaryota, Metazoa, Chordata, Mammalia, Pilosa, Megalonychidae. The transcript has a single exon. The coding region runs from base 1 to 972 and encodes 323 amino acids.